This is a messenger RNA of Stereum hirsutum FP-91666 SS1, 1786 nucleotides long. RefSeq lists its product as uncharacterized. The record is from RefSeq and is a predicted model, not a curated record. Bases 50 to 1705 code for a protein of 551 amino acids. The transcript has 2 exons. NCBI's taxonomy places the organism in Eukaryota, Fungi, Basidiomycota, Agaricomycetes, Russulales, Stereaceae.
CUACUGUCAAUAUCUCUGUCUCUCCUUUCAUCGCACAUAUACCCUCACCAUGGCUGCCUCGAGCUCUUCACUAUCUUCUGUGGUCUCUAACCUCGUCAGAGCACAAAUGGGCGUCUCUAUGGCUAAGAACACGAGCCAAGUCACAGACGAGGACCUUGAUCGACAUGUCGCUGAGUUGAUACUGAAAGAGGCGAAGCAGAAGGCUGAGAAGUAUGGCAAGGAAGGCUAUAAGGCUUAUUUACCACAGAAUGAGUGGCAAGAUAGUAACGCUCCACGCCCGAACAAGCGUUUUUUGUCAUCUAUCAUAAAGUCCACAGAUGACCAUAAUAAAGCUAUUUUGCGGGCUCAAGCACAGACUGCGCAGGAGAUCCGACAGGAGAGAGAAGAGCAGGAGAGAAAAGAGAGACGGAUGAGGGCUGAGGAGGCUGUCGAGGCGGAGAGGAUGCGACGGUUAAUGGGUGGCUCGAGCUCAUCUUCGAGGUCAAAAUCGUGGAGGGACAGGAGGGAUAUCGACGAAGACGACGAUGGGAGCUGGAGCUGGAGUGCCAGCGGUAGUAAGAGUCGAACUGGGAAGCGGAGGGAGAGGAGCUGGGAGAGACGUGGCGAUGAUUAUGAGGCUGAGGACAGAGAUAGACGGGGUAGUAGGCGACGUCGAGAUGGCGAGGGUGGAGACCGCCAUGAACGGAGUCGGACACAUCGUUCGCGGAGGGAGUCGAGGGAAGGGGAGAAAAGUGCCAGACACGACGACGAAGACAGGCGGCACCAUCGAUCACGUUCCCCAAACGCUGCCCGACACUCUCGGCGACAUACCUCGACCAAGGAAGAAGGGAAUGAACCAUCUGACCGCGAACGUCGCCACCACAUAUCUUCACAUCGACGACGCCACCGCGACCCUGACGAUGAAGGAAGACAUCGUGAUGAUGACAAGGAUGAUCACCAUUCCAAUAAACGCUCUCGCCGGACGACAUCACCAUCGCGCUCGCCUUCACGGUCUCGAACUCUUUCUGAUGGCGUGGACGAUGUUCGUCCAUCCGAGAAGACAUCUCGAACCAGCCGAAGCCCAAGUCCACGUCACACAGUCGGCCCCGAAGAUCAAGAGGCAGACCUUCGCCGACGCUUGAAAGGCAAAGGCAAAGCCGAUAACUCAGUGUCUCAUAAUACAUCCACUCGCACAUCCGAUACUAGGGCACCGAACCCAACAACAUCCCGUCGCCAUUCAUCUUCGCCUCCCCGACAACGGAGGUCUUCCACACCUCCGUCACGCCGACGCUCACCCUCGCCACCUCCUCACCAGCGGUCACAUUCCCCAGCUUCUUCAUCCCGACCGCCAUCACCCGUCUCCAAGAUGGACAAAUACUUCGCAGAGUCAUACGACCCACGUCUCGACGUUGCACCUCUCACGGCGUCAAUCCCUGCCGUCCCUGCUACUGGUCUAAUAGAUGAUGCAGCAUACGAAGGUUGGGACGCAAUGUUAGAGCUCAUACGUAUCAGGAGAGAGGACAGAGAGGAGAAGAAGAGGUUGGAGAAGAUGGGCAUCUCGACGAAGAGUUUGAAGAAGAAGGAUAAGGAUCGGAAGGGAAAGGGGAGUGGGACACUGAAUGGUGGAAUGAGUGGUUGGGCGGAGGAUGAGGUUAAUGUAAUGGGGAUCGAGUAUAAGAAGAAGGGGGAGAAGAGGGAGUGGGAUUUGGGGAAGGAGGGAUUUUAAGUUUGUGGACGAUGGAUAGCUUAGUCUUACCGGUGUUCGGAACUCUUUAUUCAUGUGACUGUGCAUCAGUAGAAAUGUCAC